This is a messenger RNA of Caenorhabditis remanei, 309 nucleotides long. RefSeq lists its product as uncharacterized. The transcript has a single exon. Bases 1 to 309 code for a protein of 102 amino acids. The record is from RefSeq and is a predicted model, not a curated record. NCBI's taxonomy places the organism in Eukaryota, Metazoa, Nematoda, Chromadorea, Rhabditida, Rhabditidae.
AUGCAUCGUCUUCUUCUCAUUCUCCCUCUCCUGAUCCCCUUCACGACCUCCCAAUGUCGUGAUCUACACCCCUACUGUGAGCUCUUCAAGACCCUCGACCUCUGCACAAGCUCCGCCUCCCAACAGCCCAUCAUGAAGUAUAAUUGUGCUCAAACCUGUGAAUUCUGUGGAAAAAAGGCGGGAAGUUGUGUGGAUCGUCUGUCGAAUUGUGGGGAAUACAAGUUGACCGGAUUAUGUGAGACCGAUGAUAAAUUGAGAAUUGAGUACGCGUGUCCAGUCACUUGUAAUGUUUGUGAAACUCCUGUUUGA